Messenger RNA from Solanum verrucosum, 1845 nucleotides. Its product is annotated as transcription activator GLK1. Gene Ontology annotation, molecular function: DNA-binding transcription factor activity; transcription cis-regulatory region binding. The transcript is spliced from 6 exons. The record is from RefSeq and is a predicted model, not a curated record. Gene Ontology annotation, biological process: positive regulation of DNA-templated transcription. Lineage: Eukaryota; Viridiplantae; Streptophyta; Magnoliopsida; Solanales; Solanaceae. Bases 93 to 1490 code for a protein of 465 amino acids. Gene Ontology annotation, cellular component: nucleus.
AUUCUUUCAUCUUACCUCUUUUCGUGCUCCAAUUUAGGGCAUGCAAAGCUAAUUUCACAAGGCAAAAGUUCGAUAUACGUAUUUUUUUUAUAAUGCUAGCUGUGUCACCUUUUAGUAACACAACGGCAAGAGGUAAUGAGAUGGAAAGUUUCGCGAUAGGAGGAGGUGGAGGUGGAGGAGAUGAUUUCUCCGAUUUCAUGGGGGAGAAUUUACUCGAUAGCAUUGAUUUUGAUGACCUUUUUGUUGGGAUCAGUGAUGGAGAUAUACUUCCCGAUUUGGAAAUGGAUACUGAAAUCCUUGCAGAAUUUUCAGUAAGCAGUGGCGAUGAGUCUGAUGUGAACAAUUAUAGCAGUAGUAAUAACACUUUUAUUACUACUGCUAUAAAAAAUGUAGAAAGAAAAGAAGAAAUAGAAAAAACAGGCUCGUUUUCAGCAUCGGAUGUAGGUUCGGGUUUAACAACGAGCCUAAAUCAAGGAGAAGAAAUUGUGAGUACUCAAAAAAGUGAAGAAUCUACGCAACAAGUGAAUCAGAAUAUAAUUACCCCAAAAGAAAGUGAUAAAGGUAAAAAGUCAUCCAAGAAUAAUAAUCUUCCAGGCAAGAGGAAAGUGAAGGUGGACUGGACGCCAGAAUUGCACAGAAGAUUUGUACAAGCAGUAGAGCAACUAGGUGUAGAUAAGGCAGUCCCAUCAAGAAUUUUGGAGAUUAUGGGAAUUGAUUGUCUCACUCGUCAUAAUAUUGCAAGUCAUCUUCAAAAAUAUCGAUCCCAUAGGAAACAUUUGCUUGCAAGAGAAGCGGAGGCGGCGAGUUGGAGCCACAGAAGGCAACUCUAUGGAGGUGCACCCGUGGUUGGAGGGGGCGGAGGAAAGAGAGAGAUGAAGCCGUGGCCUGCACCAACAAUUGGCUUUCCUCCUCCUCCUCUUCCGCCCCCUAUGGCACCUCCAAUGCCUCAUCAUUUUAGACCCUUACAUGUAUGGGGUCAUCCAUCUGUCGACCAAUCAUAUAUGCACAUAUGGCCUAAACAUCUAGCACCUUCGCCGUCUCCACAACAUCCAUCACCAGCAUGGGCUCCUCCUCCUCAUCUUCAUCCUCCACCUCCUUCAGAUCCUUCAUUUUGGCAUCCACACCUUCAACGGGUACAAAAUUCUCUUACACCAGGAACUCCUUACUUUCCGGCACCCAUAGCACCAACGAGAUAUCCGGCUGUUCAUCUUCCUGUACCGGGCAUACCACCCGUAUCGUCGCAUGGUAUGUACAAAGUAGACCACUCUAAUAUUGGAGUUCGAAGUACCGCUACUCCUCCAGCACAACCUCUACCUAAACCUCCAUGCGACUUUCAUCCUUCAAAGGAGAGCAUAGAUGCAGCCAUUGGAGAUGUUUUAUCAAAGCCAUGGCUUCCACUUCCCCUCGGACUCAAACCUCCGGCCGUCGAUAGCGUGCUCGGCGAAUUACAACGUCAAGGGGUACCUAAAAUACCACCAACUUGUGCAUAGUCGUUUUUAAUGAGGCAGCUAGCAAAACGCAGGUGGAUUUUUUGGGGUUCACUUAGGGUACGUAACUAAGUAGCCCUUCAAUUCGACGACAUUUCCUGCACUUAUUUAGAUGCAUGAAGAUGAUCAAUUCGACGUGGAUCGUAUAUCAUCACCAACAUCAUCGUCUAAAUUAAUGCAGUUUUUUUUUUACCUCAAAUAUAUAUAUAUAAGAAAACUUUUAAUUAAUUUGUUCUUGUUUUGCUAUGUACAAGAACAUGUUUUAACUUAACCGUUGGGGUUUUUGUGAUGAUGUUAUCACCGGUUUGAGAAAUAUCAUGAUAAUAAUAGCAAGAGCUUCUUGUAAUUAAACUUGUUA